Messenger RNA from Lodderomyces margitis, 1056 nucleotides. It is a transcript of the gene ERG26, whose product is annotated as sterol-4-alpha-carboxylate 3-dehydrogenase (decarboxylating). Lineage: Eukaryota; Fungi; Ascomycota; Pichiomycetes; Serinales; Debaryomycetaceae. The coding region runs from base 1 to 1056 and encodes 351 amino acids. The transcript has a single exon. Gene Ontology annotation, molecular function: 3-beta-hydroxy-Delta5-steroid dehydrogenase (NAD+) activity. Gene Ontology annotation, biological process: steroid biosynthetic process. The record is from RefSeq and is a predicted model, not a curated record.
AUGGCAGGUAAAAUUUUGAACUCUGUUCUAUUAGUUGGUGGUUCUGGGUUUUUGGGACUUCAUUUGAUCCAACAAUUUGUCACUCAUUGUCCCGGUAUAAAAGUCACCGUAUUUGAUGUUCGUCCUUUGCCGGAGAAACUUUCCAAAUUUUUCACGUUUGAUCCAAAGUCUAUUGAGUUCUUCAAAGGAGAUUUAACCAAUGCUGAUGAUGUGGCCGAUGCUAUACGAAAGUCGCAAUGCGACGUGCUCGUUCAUUCGGCAUCACCAAUGCAUGGACUAUCGCAAGACAUUUAUGAAAAAGUUAAUGUGCAAGGUACCAACAAUUUACUUAAAGUAGCUAAAGAAACUGGAAUUGGGUCAUUUGUAUAUACGUCAUCAGCUGGAGUUAUUUUCAAUGGUCAGAAUGUCAUUAAUGCUAAUGAAUCAUGGCCAUACCCUGAAGUGCAUAUGGAUGGAUACAAUGAAACUAAAGCUAUUGCCGAGACUGCCGUAUUGGAAGCCAAUGACCCUGAUAAUGGAUUUAGAACAGUGAGCUUGAGACCUGCUGGUAUCUUUGGCCCCGGUGAUCGUCAAUUAGUUCCUGGCUUGAAAGCGAGCGCCAAAUUAGGUCAAUCCAAGUAUCAACUCGGGGACAAUAACAAUUUGUUUGAUUGGACAUAUGUUGGAAAUGUUGCUGAUGCACAUGUACUUGCAGCUCAAAAGCUCUUGGAUGAAAGCACUAGAGAUAAAGUUUGUGGAGAGACAUUUUUCGUUACUAAUGAUGCACCAACUUAUUUUUGGACCUUGGCACGAACAGUGUGGAAGAAUGAUGGAGUUAUAGACCCAUAUUACAUUAAAUUGAAUAGGACGCUUGCCAUUGGAUUAGGAUACAUUUCACAAUUUGUAUCCAACUUUUUGGGCAAAGAACCCGGUUUAACUCCGUUUAGAGUUAGGGUUGUUUGUGCAACCAGAUACCAUAACAUCACGAAAGCUAAAACAUUGUUGGGGUAUAAACCUGCAGUGGAUUUGGAGACUGGUAUAAUCAAUACUCUCGAAUGGAUCAAUGAAAAGUUAUAA